GGCAGGGAGGGGUUGCAAGCAAAAGUACAGACAGAUAGGAACACGAACAAAGACGGACAAAACCCAGUGAAGGCGGAGAGUGAGUACUUGAGAGAAGGAAUGCUAUAGGCCGACUGUAAAUAAGGAGCUUUCAAGAGAGACAGAUGGGUGGGAUGUAAGUGAGUGCCCUGUAGCAGGAGAGACCACGGAACUGGCAGAUACCAGGAGUGCAUUCUUCAUGAAUUCUGGAAAUAAAGUGGAUCUUAAAAUUAAUAUUAUUGGCCCAAUGGGAACUGGAAAAACUUCUCUUCUAAAUCAGUAUGUGCAUAAGUGGUUCUUGAAUGAUUACCAGAACACAUUGGGUGCCCAUCUUCUGUCUAAAACCAUCCAGUUGGACAACACAAACUUGAACUUGCAGAUCUGGGAUACAGGUGGACAGGAACGAUUUCGGACUUUGGUUUCCACUUUUUACAAAGGCUCUGAUGGUUGUCUGCUAGUAUUUGAUGUCACUGACGAAGAGAGUUUUGCUUGUCUUGAAUUCUGGAGAAAGGACUUUUUGGACAAAAUACCUCCUCCUGCAGCUGAUUUUCCUUUGAUUGUUCUUGGAAAUAAGAUUGACCUCAAUGACAGACAGGUCUCCAAGGAAUCGGCAAUGACCUGGUGCAAAGGAAAAAAGGUUUCGUAUUUAGAAGUCAGUGCCAAAAACAAUGUCAACGUGGAACUUGCAUUCGAAAUACUUGCCAAAAAAGCCUUAAUACACUACCAAGAGAAUAAAGAAAGCUGCCUAGGAGAGUCCAUAAAGCUGUAUGCCACAGAGGAUUCUCACAGUAACACAUGCUGCUAAUAUUAGUUUCCGUCGUUUGCACUAUAUGUCUCAGAAAGUGGAAAAUGUAUAGAGUGAAUAGUGGCCCCACAUAGUUUUAAGCAAGUUGUGAAUUGGACAUUUCACAGUGAGGACCAGUCAUUGUAUUUGCCAAUGAUUAUAAUCCACAACCUUCAGAGACCAUUAUAACACUGGGUAGACUAUGAGCUGUGUGUGCUCUCUAAAAUCCUACAUAAAGCAACUGACAAGAACUUGUUUUCCCAGAGGAAACACAAUCCAGGAUCAUGUGGAACUGAAUACAAAUCUGAAUAUGCUCUAGCCUUUUUUUUAUUUUCUUUGCCUUUUUAGUGGUACUCAGCGAUGUUAAUUUCUGCUUUAAUUUGCACAACUCCUUUGAUGUACGAAAAGUACUGCAUAUUCAAAACAAAAUUUCAAUAAAUACAGAAUAUUUUUACACA
Xenopus laevis (African clawed frog) is the source of this 1260-nucleotide messenger RNA. RefSeq names its product RAB7B, member RAS oncogene family S homeolog (gene rab7b.S). Gene Ontology annotation, molecular function: GTPase activity; GTP binding. Gene Ontology annotation, biological process: regulation of immune system process; phagosome-lysosome fusion; endosome to lysosome transport. Gene Ontology annotation, cellular component: phagocytic vesicle; late endosome; phagocytic vesicle membrane. NCBI's taxonomy places the organism in Eukaryota, Metazoa, Chordata, Amphibia, Anura, Pipidae. The record is from RefSeq and is marked provisional.